AUGAAAGUCAAGCUGAAGGAAUGGAAUGCUAUUGCCACUUGGCAUUGGGAUAUCCCUGAGGAUGAAGUCUGUGGUAUCUGUCGUGUUCAGUUCGACGGCACCUGUCCGACCUGCAAAUUCCCCGGUGAUGACUGUUCUCUCCUGCUCGGUAAAUGUGGACAUUCAUUUCAUAUGCAUUGCCUCUUGACCUGGAUUCACCAAGAAACCUCCAAGGGACUAUGUCCGAUGUGUCGUCAAAAAUUCGAAUGGAAGGAGACUGAGGAGACUGAGGAAACUGAGGAAACUGAGGAAGUCGAGGACGAGCAAUGA
This is a messenger RNA of Penicillium odoratum, 309 nucleotides long. RefSeq names its product anaphase promoting complex subunit 11. The coding region runs from base 1 to 309 and encodes 102 amino acids. The record is from RefSeq and is a predicted model, not a curated record. Gene Ontology annotation, biological process: anaphase-promoting complex-dependent catabolic process; positive regulation of mitotic metaphase/anaphase transition; protein ubiquitination. Gene Ontology annotation, molecular function: cullin family protein binding; zinc ion binding; ubiquitin protein ligase activity. Gene Ontology annotation, cellular component: nucleus; anaphase-promoting complex. The transcript has 4 exons. NCBI's taxonomy places the organism in Eukaryota, Fungi, Ascomycota, Eurotiomycetes, Eurotiales, Aspergillaceae.